CGCCCAAUUCAGAGAGGGAGGGAGUUUCAGGGGUCGUGUGAAGAGGAAGGCUGCCGCAAAGAGCUGAUCAUUUUCUUCUGACGGCCGACGACCAAGAGGGGAAGAAAGUAGAGAAGAGAAGAGGAUGGGCGACGCUUCGACGGGGAGAUCGGGUGGUGGCUCCACCGAUUCUUACAUCGGCAGCCUUAUCAGCCUGACAUCCAAGUGCGAGAUUCGGUACGAGGGCAUCCUCUACAACAUCAACACCGAAGAGUCCAGCAUCGGCCUUCGAAACGUAAGAUCUUUUGGAACUGAAGGGCGGAAGAAAGAUGGCCAACAGAUUCCUCCAAGUGACAAAGUUUAUGAAUAUAUACUUUUUCGUGGAUCUGAUAUUAAGGAUUUACAAGUGAAGUCAUCUCCACCAGUCCAGGCAACUCCUCCGCCAAUACAUAAUGACCCUGCUAUUAUACAAUCUCACUAUUCACGUCCGGCAUCAAUGUCUACAAGCCCAGGUUCUGUUGCGGAUCUUAGUUCCCAACAUUUGGCCAGACCAACAUUUCAAGGUGGCUUGCCAUUAUACCAACCUGGAAACAGUGUAGGUUCAUGGGGCUCUACUCCUCAACCACCAAAUGCAAAUGGUGGUGGUCUUGCUAUGCCGAUGUACUGGCAAGGAUUUUAUGGACCUUCAAAUGGUCUUCCUCAUGUCCAACAGCAGCCUAUGCCUUUUCGGCCUCCUCCAGGCUUGGGAAUUCCACCAGCUAUGCAGCAGCACUUUCCAUACCCUAGUUUGAGUGCUCCCUUGCAGACAAGUUCAACAAGCUCGCCUGAACUUCCAAAUCCUGUCCAACCACCUGUUAGUUCCACUAUUUCAACUUCAAUCUCCUUGCCAUCAACAUUAGCUUCUGCCCAACUUCCACCAUUAUCAUCUGAAACAUCAACCAGUCUCAUCUCCAAUAAGGCGCCUUUGGUUUCUCUUUCUUCUGCUGGUGCCAGUGUGAGUUUACCAUUGGCAUCUUCCCUGGUGCCUGCUGCUCAAGAGAUAAAUGCAAUUGUUACACCACUUCCAUCUAAGCCAACGCCAGUUCGGCCAUCAACUUUGGCUUAUCAGACUGUAUCUCAGUCAUUGUCGUCCAUCACAGGGGCUUCAACUUCGAUGCCUUCUGAAACUUCUAUUCCAUCUUUGAUCACCCCGAAUCAGCUAUUGCACCCCGGGGCAUCUGCACCUUCAACCCAUCAGUCAUUGCCUGCAGUGCAAAAGGAUGUUGAAGUGGUGGUGUCCUCAUCUUCAUCGUCGUCAUCAUCAUCAUCAACAGCAGCUGCAGCGACAGCAAAAGCAGCUGCUGCAGAAUCACCAGCAUUGGUUUCCGCAGAUGCAAAAGGGCCACUAUUGCCUCUCCCUAAAGCUUCUGAGCAAAAGAUAAAUGGAGCUCAUCGAAUUUCACAUGUCGGCAGCAGAGGGCGUGAAAGAGGAAGAGGACAUGGUGGACGAGGGGUUGGGCGUUCUGUGACCCAGUUUACAGAGGAUUUUGAUUUCAUGGCAAUGAAUGAAAAAUUCAAUAAGGAUGAAGUAUGGGGCCAUCUUGGCAAGACUCAAUCACAACAAAGAGAUAAAUCAGUAGAUUUGGAGGAUGAUGAUGCUGAUGAUGCUGAUGAUGAAGAUAAGGAAGACAAUGCCCACUUUUCUAGGGUUGAAGUGAAGCCUGUUUAUGUCAAGGAUGACUUCUUUGAUUCACUUUCUUGCAAUGCAUUGGAUCAAGGAUCACGCAAUGGAAGGACUAAAUUUUCUGAGCAAAUGAAAAUAGACACUGAGACUUUUGGCGAUUUCCCUAGGCACCGAGGAGGGAGAGGUGGGCGUGGAGCAGGUCGUCGUGGUAAUUUUAGGGGCUCAUACUAUGGAGGAAGGGGAUAUGGCUAUGGUGGUAGAGGACGUAAUCAGAUGGUCUCUGCCCGUGAUCAAUAGGUCCCGUUGUGAAGAUAUCUAUCCCCUUUCAUAAGGCUGGUACUGAUGGGUUGCACAAAAAUAUGGGUUGCCUACCUUGGCCGCUUCUCCACAGAAAGAUGAGAUCCUCCAAGGUCGAAGUAUUUCUGUAGUACCGAGAAAUAAGCUUAUCUGGUCGUAGAGUCUACAGCUUGUAUGUGAACAAUUAGUUCCGCUUGAGCUUUGUGUCUUUUACUCGACUCCGUCUUAGUUUGCACUUCUUUCAGUUCCUGUAUGGAACAUUUGCUCUUAGUACGAUUAUUGUAAUGACUACUGCAAAUUAUGAAAUGGAGUUGGACUUCUUAGUUAUUUGAAACAUA
This is a messenger RNA of Nymphaea colorata (pocket water lily), 2277 nucleotides long. RefSeq names its product protein decapping 5. Gene Ontology annotation, molecular function: mRNA binding. The record is from RefSeq and is a predicted model, not a curated record. Gene Ontology annotation, cellular component: P-body. Lineage: Eukaryota; Viridiplantae; Streptophyta; Magnoliopsida; Nymphaeales; Nymphaeaceae. The transcript has 8 exons. The coding region runs from base 125 to 1939 and encodes 604 amino acids. Gene Ontology annotation, biological process: cytoplasmic stress granule assembly; P-body assembly.